CUGGGCACACGGAGUUUUAAACGAAGCAAAGCUUAACCGAGUGUCCUGCUUCUUUAAGAAAGCCCAUUCGCUGAUCUGACUGAACUGUCUGACUACGGUCUUUUGGUUGUCUGGCUGUAUUUCGACAAAACUUUUUUUUUUCUUGCUGUCCAAAAGUCUGGACACGGUGUUACCAGUAACACCCACCACCACCACCACCACCCCUCCCCCCCCACCGCUUGUCUGAUUACAUCCAGUAAUUCUCGUCUGAAUGAACGUCAUUUACAAUAGUAGGGGAGCGCUCGCUGGCCGCUUCACGCUCGAUUUGCCACCAUUCUUCCUUUAAGUAUUCGAGUAAUAUUAAUAGUCAUGAAUAUCAAUUAUUAUGAGGCGGUAUAGAGUGGCAGAGAGGGAUGUGAACAGUUACCAUCUUGCUUUGGAUAGGGGAGCACUGCUUGUGAAGUUGGAGUUUAAAAAAUCUACAGUAUUUGUCUUUUUUUUGAGCGAUUUUGAUGGAUAUAGUGUUGGAGAUACUUCAGGCUAUCGGGCGUCUCUCCCUGCAGUCUCUCUGCGUUUCUGGUUGAAUUGUCUGUGAUCAGAUUUACUACAGAUGUUAGUCCACACUUACACAGCUAUGGACCGACACGAUGGAGUUAACAGCCACAGUUCGAGGCUGUCCCAACUCGGGUCGGUCUCCCAGGGACAUUAUUCCACCGCUCCGCCGCUUUCUCACACCCCAACGUCGGACUUCCAACCACCUUAUUUCCCUCCACCUUACCAACCUCUGCCAUAUCACCAGAGCCAGGAUCCUUAUACACACGUCAACGAUCCCUAUUCCCUGAACGCCCUACACCAACCCCAGCAGCAUCCCUGGCAGCAAAGGCAGCGGCAGGACGUGGGCGCAGAAUCCAGCCUUUUACAUCAGCCCCGGGUUCUGCCCCAGAUCACAGGGUUGGACCCUCGCCGGGAUUACCCCGGCGUGCGGCGGCCAGACGUGCUUGUCCACUCUGCUCAUGGACUGGAUUCGGGAAUGGGAGACAGUCUAUCUCUACAUGGAAUCAGCCAUCAAGGGAUGGAAGAAAUCCAGGCUUUGGAUGACACGGGUACAACUGGCAUGAGUUUAUUGGACCAAUCCGUCAUUAAAAAGGGAGGAUGGGUGAAAGUGAAUUCAGAAUGGCAACCUUUAUCAAUCCCACUUCCACAGAAGAAUAUCACAUCCUUGAUGAUGAACAAAGACAAUCUACUUGGCGGAAUUGCUAAUCACAAUGAGGUGUUCUGCUCUGUGCCAGGACGCCUGUCCCUCCUUAGUUCCACAUCCAAGUACAAGGUGACUGUAGGAGAAGUCCAGAGACGCCUGUCCCCACCAGAAUGCCUGAACGCCUCGCUGCUGGGAGGAGUGCUGAGAAGAGCCAAGUCGAAAAAUGGUGGAAGGUCGUUAAGAGAAAAGCUGGAGAAAAUCGGAUUAAAUUUACCCGCAGGCAGACGUAAAGCUGCAAAUGUCACUUUACUAACCUCACUAGUAGAAGGAGAGGCCGUGCAUUUAGCUCGGGAUUUCGGGUAUAUCUGUGAGACGGAAUUCCCAGCCAAAGCUGCAGCUGACUAUUUGAACAGGCAGCACACAGACCCUAGCGAGCUGCACUCCAGAAAGAACAUGAUACUGGCCACAAAGCAACUUUGCAAAGAAUUCACAGAUCUGCUGGCACAGGACAGGACUCCUUUGGGGAACACCAGGCCCAACCCGAUACUGGACCCAGGCAUCCAGAGCUGUUUGACUCACUUUAGCCUCAUUACGCAUGGUUUUGGCUCUCCUGCCAUUUGUGCUGCUCUCACAGCUGUCCAGAACUACCUGACGGAAGCAUUAAAGGGACUGGACAAGAUGUUCUUAAACAACAACCCAAAUAGACACACAUCUGGAGGGGAGGCGGGCACCAAAACUGGAGACAAGGAGGAAAAGAACAGGAAAUGAGAAACAUUCCUCCAAACUUUUUAUUUUCUGUAGCUUUAUAUAAAAAUAAAUCUUCUAUUAACUUGGAAACAACCACGCACACGUAAAGGAGCAACACUGGGUCAACUGUUUGCGACCAUUAUGGACCUGGAUGCAAGGCUUCAUGAUCAUUUUUAUUGGUAUUUGUCCAAUUUUGCAACACUUUUACUUCCAUUUUAUGUCAGAAUGGCGGGUGAUUGCAAGAUUCACCUGGGUGACAGCAAAUUGAUUUUUCAUUAUCAAAAUUCUUUGAUCCACGCUCAUUCCAGGUCUGAUUUUUGUGCACAGUUCUGCGUGUUACGAGGAUGGAAACAUUCCACCAUAAAGAAAAUGACUAUCAGGUAACAUGGAAGCUUAAUAGUAACCGCCCCCCUUCAUUUGAGAACAUUAGCUUUAAUAUAGGUCUAAUGGUUUGCACACAGAUUCCAACACACGGUGACAAUAGUUACGUGUACCUGCUCAUUUUAACCCCAAGCACAAACUGGCAGUCCGAGGCAUGGCUGCCCAUAAUCUCCCACACGACAUGAAUCUAAACGGAGCCCUAUCGAGAUAAUUAUUCACCCUGGAUUGCAGUUGUCAGUUCAAGUUCAAGGUGAACACUGGUACAUGCAAACAGAAACAAAAAAACAACUGCGAGAAAGGUCUAGCCAGCCAGAAAGCAUGUUUAUUUCAAAGAGACAAUUUGGAAUCCGACUGAGAUUGGGAGAAGGAAAUAGAAAUAGACAGAGUUCCCCUAAUAUAGCAUCUUCAUUUUAAUUCUUGAUAUUGUUAAAUUUGGCCGAUCCUCUCAAUAAAUGUUCUGCUUUUGGCAGCAGCUGCUUAACUACAGAAUAAAAUCAGGUAACUCCCCUUCACAACUCAUUGGCAUUUUGUUUGGUCUUGUUUCUGAUGUAUGUUUUCCUUUUUAAAUUAACCUCAUCUUUUGGGGGACUGGACCAUGCAAUUUUAAACUUAGAUGAGCCAGCAAGAUCUCUACCCAAACCAAAACACCUUUGACCUCAGCUGCUGGGCAAUUUGCUUCUUACGAGUUUAGACAGAGGUCGCCAAUGAACAUACCAAGGCUCACUAGUAUCCCACCGAGUGACCCAUUGGAGGACGGGUGGUGUUUAAUUAUAGAUGUAAGUUUUCAGCAGCAAACAAGGCCACAUACUGAAAGCUAGGUCUUAGGUCACGAAGAAAUGCAUAAACCACCAAGCGACCAGAAUCGUUUUGUUUGUCAUCAAUUCAGGAGAAUAAAUCAUAAAUAUUUGCAAAUAAGAAAAUACAUUGCAGAAAUGUCCAAAUUCCUUAAAUAUAUUGUCCUGGUAUAUAUGCUUGACAUUAUAAAUUAAAAAAAAACUUAAAGAUUACACAUACUUAUUAGUUACUCACCAUUAAAAUUACGUCCCGCCACAUUAUUUUCAUUCAAAUGUACAUCGAAAAAUAUACGAGGAAAUAAUACAUAUUAAAAACAGUUGAUAGGCUGUUGCAUGUUAGAAGACACGCUGUUCUUUAAACCGUGCAUUGGGGAUAACAUGUACAUUCCUGCCAAUGGGUUUUCGGAGGUUCUGGGGUUCGCAAACUACAAGGGUGUUUUUUUUUAUUAUUUCAAAACUAAAUCUUGUUUCUUAUACUGUGCUCGUUACCUCCGUGUUCCUGGAAGGUUUAUGAAACUGUCCUCACUACUGGGAGAUAUUUAUCCACGUGAACACAUUUCAGAUUUCUUCUCAUCGAUUUUAUUUCAUUGAAAAUUCGCCACGAUCACUUAAUCCCACUGGCUGAAGAUUUUUUUUAAAGCAAAGCCAAUCAAGGAUUCAAGGAAAGCGAUGUAAUAAUUAUGGAGUGCUUGUAUGCAUGUAUGUGCGUCCGUGUGAUUGUUGGUGAGGAGAAUUGGUGGUGAUUGCCGUGAAGACAGCAGCUUUCCCAUAAUUAAUAAAACAAUCGUGUGACACACAUUAUAGGGAACCUAGUUGUCCUUCUUUGAUCCCAGUUUGCUGUUCUGAUAUUCCAGCUGGGCACGUUUAUUGUGCGUAGUCAAUUGAAAUGAUGGUCCAUUUCGAAACCGAUGCAUUGUUGUAAGAUAUUCAGCAAUUUAGACCAUAUGGCGGUUAUAACUAUCACGGACACUGCUUAUUGUGAGCAUUGGGUUAUUUCUCGUGGGCUCAUCUUGAAAACCAUCUACUUCCGUCGUGUAUCUGUGAUUGUCCGUGCAAUAAUCUUUCCUUAGUACUUCUCAUAGAAUUAUAAAGUCCUUUUAAAUGAACCAUUUAAAAAAAAAUAAUAAAUCACUGAGACGUUACAUAGAAUUCAACGCUCCUUUGAGAACGAGCUUCCUUUUCACAUGUUUCCCACUAU
This is a messenger RNA of Amblyraja radiata (thorny skate), 4297 nucleotides long. It is a transcript of the gene tfap2b, whose product is annotated as transcription factor AP-2 beta. The record is from RefSeq and is a predicted model, not a curated record. Gene Ontology annotation, molecular function: DNA-binding transcription factor activity, RNA polymerase II-specific; RNA polymerase II transcription regulatory region sequence-specific DNA binding. Lineage: Eukaryota; Metazoa; Chordata; Chondrichthyes; Rajiformes; Rajidae. Gene Ontology annotation, biological process: anatomical structure development; regulation of cell population proliferation; regulation of transcription by RNA polymerase II. Gene Ontology annotation, cellular component: nucleus. The transcript has 8 exons. The coding region runs from base 590 to 1945 and encodes 451 amino acids.